AUGCUUUGUCUAACCCAAGACAAGAUGACAUUUGUCUCAGAUGGAAACGUCUCGCUGAAAGCCAGUCCUGUACAGGUGCACCUCAUUUCUCUCACCGUAUCUGAAGUCUCACGAUUAGCAGCUGCGCUCUACGAGAUGAGAAUCAUGGAAAGAUCGGAGAGCUCAUUCGACUUACUGGUGUUCGUAAAUACGGCUAUACGAUUUACCUCGCUGUGUACCGUCACGACGAUGAUUCCAGCGAUGAUCGCCGAGCGAGUGUUUGCUUCGCAUUAUAUUGCCGAUUACGAGAAGUUACCGCGACCCUGGAUCUCUGUCCUAAUAAAUGGUGCUGCGAUAGUACUGGCUGUGUCCUACCACUCGCUAACAAUGCUGGCAUCUAUAUCGAUAUUCUUUGUGCUUGGCCUGAGUAUUCUGUCUGCAAUCAUUAUGGCAUUAUCCUCUGUGGCAAUAGCUAUGGUUCAUCGUAGCGACGUUACCUUACUGCGUGAUCUCACGAACAUAACCGGUGUGUCAACAAUCACCUACACACUCUGUCUCAAAUAUCAACUCGAAGAGAACGUCCGAGUGACUAAGAUCCUUCACAGUUCUCGUCUGGUGGUUGUUAUGGAUGCUUGGUGA
Cooperia oncophora is the source of this 618-nucleotide messenger RNA. The record is from the annotation of a GenBank genome assembly. Lineage: Eukaryota; Metazoa; Nematoda; Chromadorea; Rhabditida; Trichostrongylidae.